GAAUCCCAAUUAAAAUCCACUAUGAAAAACCCAGAGAAACUUUCUUAACUUUCUGAAGUUUUUCUCAAAUUUCUUUCCAAUUUCUGUGAUUAGAAAUAAAUUUAAAUGUUUUUUGUAUUAGUGAAUUAAAUAUGGAAAGCAAUGCAAAAUCAGAAGAAUGCCAAGAAACGAAUAAUUCUGCUCAAGACAAGAAAGUACAUAACGAAGCCGAUGAUUUUUCAUUAAAUAAAGAUUUGAACUGUCCUUAUUCAAAUACGGUGAAAGAAAGCAUAACUGUAGAGACGUCAAAGUCACCAGAUUCUGAAAAAAAUGCCUCGCUUUUAGUUAAAUCUAGGGAGACAAUUUUAAGCAAUUCGAAUGCAGAUUGUGGGGAGAAAUUGGAUCCUACAGGACCUGUUGGUGAAGCAUAUAAAAAUGAAAAUGAAAAUGAAAUGACAUCUGUCGCAAAUUCAAACAUAGAUAAAAUAGUGCAAGAGAAAGAUUCAGAGUUGGAUUCUAUUAAAACAACAGAUUUUUCUUCCAAAAAAAAUGAUGAAAAUGAACUUGGUAACACAACAUCAAAUUCUAUUAGAACCAACAUUGAAAGUUCAAACAGCUGCCUAAAUCAACAAGAUAAUAAUGAAAACAGCAAUGCUAGUCCAUAUUUUAUCAAAUGGAUCCUUUGGAAAGGAAUUAGAACUGCAAUUGUUACCCAAAAUGAUAAUGGACCAUGUCCAUUACUAGCAAUAAUCAAUAUUCUUUUACUCAGAAGAGUGUUAUGUUUUCCAUCAAAACAGGAAAUGGUUACAACACAGGAACUAAUGGAUUAUCUUGGUGAUGUUUUUCUUGAAGAAAUUCCCAAGAACAUGAAUGAAGCUGCUCAAAGAAAUUUUGAGCAAAAUAUGCAAGAUGCGUUAAGCAUUUUACCAAAACUUACAACUGGCCUUGAUGUUAAUGUUAAAUUCACUGGGGUUAACGAAUUUGAAUUCACCCCGGAAUGUGUCAUAUUUGAUUUGUUGAAUAUUCAUCUUUAUCAUGGUUGGUUACUUGAUCCUCAAAAUAUUGAGUUCAGGAAAGCUAUAGGAAAUCUGAGCUAUAAUCAACUUGUUGAGAAAAUUGUUGCCAGCAAAGAAACAGACGAUAACAGCCAGCUGUCAUUAGAAGGGUAUUUAGCAGAAUCAUUUUUGGAUCAAACAGCUAAUCAACUUACAUGUCAUGGGGUUUGUGAAUUAAAUGCCAAAAUGAAAGAUGAUGAAUUAUGUGUCUUCUUCAGAAAUAAUCAUUUCAAUACAUUAUACAAAUACAAGGGCGAAUUAUUUGUUCUAUUGACUGACCAUGGUUUCUUAACAGAAGAGAAAAUAGUUUGGCAAAUUUUAUGCAAUGUUGAUGGCGACGGAAUAUUUGUCGAUGACAAUUUUAAAAAGACAAACCUACGCAGUGAUGAGAAUGCUUCUGUCACCAGAGAAACACUUUCACAAGAAGAUGAAGAUCUUAUGCUUGCUUUGUCGUUAUCAAAAGAGCAACAAAUAAUGCAAACUCAAUCAAACGUCCAACUAGAACCAGGAGAAAAUAGACAACCUUCUGAAGAAAUCAAUGUGGAUUUUUAUUCUUCAAAUGUUGCACUCAGAGAACAAGAAGUUUACGAUAGACAAUACGCCAUUGAGCUACAAGAAGAGGAAAAUCGACAAACAACAUUAAGACAAAGAGAACAACAGCAACAUUUGCCGGCGAGAAGAGCAGAUCGUCGUCAAACAUCUUCACCUUUAACCCCUCAUGUAAAUGAUGUUAAUGUUGGAAGACAAAAUCGAUCAAACUGUGUCAUCAUUUAACGAAGUCAUGGACUGAAAUUAACAUUGUGAUGGAUUUUGAAAACCGAACAAACUACCAAUAAAAGAAAGCAAAGCCAAAAUUGGAAGUGCUAGUGUUAGUGUAGUUUUACUGUAUAGUUUAGCGUCAAAUAACAGAAGCUGAAUUAAUGCAAAAAUAAUCAUAUUUAAUACUAUGAAAAUAUUCAAUGUGUUUACAAUAAGAAAAAUUUUCACAUAAUAAAAUAAUCCGAACACGACUAUCUAUGUUAUAAUUUUCAUCUUUAUGAUCAUUUUAAACUGCAAUACAAAAGACUGUUGACGGUAAUUAAAACAUUGGUCAAAUCAUUGGUUCAAA
Molecule: messenger RNA, 2142 nt
Organism: Xenia sp. Carnegie-2017
Lineage: Eukaryota; Metazoa; Cnidaria; Anthozoa; Malacalcyonacea; Xeniidae
Product: ubiquitin carboxyl-terminal hydrolase MINDY-1-like
Exons: 8
Coding region: 132-1808 (558 amino acids)
Biological process (GO): protein K48-linked deubiquitination
Cellular component (GO): cytosol; cell periphery
Molecular function (GO): cysteine-type deubiquitinase activity; cysteine-type carboxypeptidase activity; K48-linked deubiquitinase activity
Source: RefSeq, a predicted model, not a curated record